This is a messenger RNA of Tachyglossus aculeatus (Australian echidna), 4192 nucleotides long. It is a transcript of the gene ADAMTS14, whose product is annotated as ADAM metallopeptidase with thrombospondin type 1 motif 14. The record is from RefSeq and is a predicted model, not a curated record. The transcript is spliced from 22 exons. NCBI's taxonomy places the organism in Eukaryota, Metazoa, Chordata, Mammalia, Monotremata, Tachyglossidae. The coding region runs from base 53 to 3796 and encodes 1247 amino acids. Gene Ontology annotation, biological process: extracellular matrix organization; proteolysis. Gene Ontology annotation, molecular function: metalloendopeptidase activity. Gene Ontology annotation, cellular component: extracellular matrix.
CCCCACGAGCGGCCCGCGCCCCCCGAAAGCCACCGGCGCCCCCCGGGUCCCGAUGGGCUGCAGCCGCCUCCUGCUGUCCUGCCUGCUCCCUCUCCACUGCUGGCUGGCCGCCACCGGGGCCCCAGAGCCGUUCCAGUCCAGGAAGCAAGGUGACUAUGGCAUGGUCGUGCCCUUCAGUGUGGACCACCUGGGACGCUUCGUUUCACAUGUGGUGUCGCGCCCCAUGGUGAUGACCCCUGCAGGAGCUGGGAGUGGCCCGUCUGGCCUCUGGUCAUCGCACCCGGCCUCUCCCACCCCCUGGUCUUCGCCACACCGCAUGCCCCGCAGCCCUCCACACCAUGGUGGCCCGAGGCAGCCCUCCCUCUACUUCAACGUCACUGUGUUCGGGAAGGAGUUGCAUCUGCAUCUGCGGCCUAACCGGCGACUGGUGGCCCCGGGUGCCUCGGUCGAGUGGCACGAAGAUUUCCGGGAGAGGCGCCGGGAACCCCUGCCGCGGGGCUGCCUGUUCAGCGGCGGCGUAACCGGCAUGCCCGGGGCAGCUGUUGCCAUCAGCACCUGUGACGGACUGGCCGGCCUGAUCCGGACGGACAGCAGCGAGUACUUCAUAGAGCCUCUGGAGUGGGGACGGCAGGAGGAGGAAGAGAAGGGGAGAGCUCACGUGGUCUAUCGGCGGACGGCUCUGAGGCAGGAGGGAGUGGAGCCUCAGCAGGACCUCCACAACGAAGUUCCCGCCUUUCUGUUGGGUGACUUCCCCAGCCUGCUGGACUUGAUUGAAGACCAGCUGGGAGAAGCUGACCGCAAGCGGCGACACACCAAGAAGGACAACUACAACAUCGAGGUGCUGCUGGCUGUAGAUGACUCGGUGGUGCGUUUUCACGGAAAGGAGCAUGUCCAGAACUACGUCCUCACCCUCAUGAACAUAGUGGAUGAGAUUUAUCAUGAUGAGUCCCUGGGAGUUCACAUCAACAUCGCGCUAGUCCGGAUGAUCAUGGUGGGCUACAGACAGUCUGUGAGCCUGAUUGAGCGCGGGAGCCCAUCCCGGAGCCUGGAGCAGGUGUGUCGCUGGGCCCAUGCCCAGCAGCGCCCGGACCCCAGCCACGCCGAGCACCACGACCAUGUCGUCUUCCUCACCCGCCAGGACUUUGGGCCCGCAGGUAUGCAAGGAUACGCCCCUGUCACGGGCAUGUGCCACCCCCUGCGCAGCUGCACCCUCAAUCACGAGGAUGGCUUCUCCUCGGCCUUUGUGGUGGCCCACGAAACCGGCCACGUGUUGGGUAUGGAGCAUGAUGGCCAGGGGAACCACUGCGCCAAAGAGACCACCAUGGGCAGCAUCAUGGCACCGCUGGUGCAGGCCGCGUUCCAUCGCUACCACUGGUCCCGGUGCAGCAAGCAGGAGCUCAACAGAUACAUCCACUCCUAUGACUGCCUGCUGGAUGACCCCUUUGAGCCCCAGUGGCCCCAUCUGCCCGAGCUGCCGGGCACAGACUACUCCAUGGAUGAGCAGUGCCGCUUUGACUUCGGGGUGGGCUACAAGACCUGCACAGCCUUCAGGACCUUUGAUCCUUGCAAACAGCUGUGGUGCAGCCACCCUGACAACCCUUAUUUCUGCAAGACCAAGAAAGGGCCCCCACUGGAUGGCACCGAGUGCGCGGCUGGCAAGUGGUGCUUUAAGGGCCACUGCAUCUGGAAGACAUCGGACUCUUCAUACGGCCAGGACGGCAGCUGGGGAUCCUGGACCAAGUUUAGCUCCUGUUCCAGGACAUGUGGGGGAGGGGUGCGCUCCCGCAGCCGCAGUUGCGACCACCCUCCACCGGCCUACGGGGGACGCCAGUGCCCAGGGGCCAUGUAUGACUACCAGAUCUGUAACAGCGAGGAGUGUCCCGGGCCCUACGAAGACUUCCGUGCACAGCAGUGUGCCAAACGCAACCCCUACUACACCCAUGAGGGUGCCAAGCACUCCUGGCUUCCCUUUGAGCAUGAGGAUGACUCCCAGAAGUGUGAGCUGAUCUGCCAGUCUGAGGGCACUGGGGACAUCGUGCUGAUGAACCAGGUGGUCCACGAUGGCACCAGGUGCAGCUACCAAGACCCAUACAGCGUCUGUGCCCGAGGCGAGUGCGUGCCCGUCGGAUGUGACAAGGAAAUCGGGUCCGUGAAGCAGGAUGACAAGUGCGGCGUGUGCGGUGGGGACAACUCCCACUGUCGGACAGUGAAGGGGACCCUGGCCAGGUCCCCCAAGUCCUUGGCAGCAGGGACACUGAAGUUGUUGGAGAUCCCGGCCGGAGCCAGACACCUUCAGAUCGAGGCGACGGAGCCUGGGCCCCACAGACUGGCGGUGAAGAACCAGGUCACGGGAAGCUUCAUCCUGGACCCCAAAGCCAGAGAGUCCCGGAGCCGAGCAUUCAUCGCGUCAGGCCUGGAGUGGGAAUACGCUGUGGAGGGUGACAGGGAGAGCCUCAAGACCAGUGGGCCCCUGCACGAACCCGUCGGUAUCCUGCUGGUGCCCCAGGGCACCCCAGAAGGGCAGAGCAGCCUGGUAUACAAAUACACCGUCCACGAGGACCUGCUGCCCCUGAUUGGAAACAACCACGUGCUGCUGGAGGAGACGGACUCCUACCAGUGGGUGCUCAAGAGCUGGUCCCAGUGCUCUAAGCCCUGUGGCGGAGGCAUUCAGUUCACCAAGUAUGGCUGCCGGCAGAAGAGCAGCAGUCGGCUGGUGCGCCGAAACUUCUGUGACCUUGGCAAGAAGCCCAAACCAAUCCGCCGGCGCUGCAACCCCCAGGACUGCUUGCAGCCCGCGUGGGUGGCGGGUGAGUGGGGUCCCUGCAGCCGGAGCUGUGGCAAGCUGGGUGUACAGACCAGGGUGGUCCAGUGCCUCCAGCCGCUCCUCAACGGCACCAACCACACUGUGCAUGCCAAGUACUGCCUGGGAGACCGCCCUGACCCGCGGCAGCCGUGCCAGCGCCUGCCCUGCCCUGCCAAGUGGAGAACUGGAGCCUGGUCCCAGUGCUCUGCCAGCUGCGGGGAGGGCGUCCAGCAGCGCCAGGUGGUGUGCCAGGCCAGCGGCCACAGCAUCGGGCAGUGCGAGGGUGACAAGCCAGAGCCCGUCCAGAUGUGCCACCUGGCCCCGUGUCCAGGGAAGCUGCCAGGUUCCACGGCCCGCACCGACACCAGCGAGCAAGUAACCCCAAGGGUGCAGGGGGAGCGUGAGGACCGGCCCCAGAACCCUGUGGUCAAGAUUUCUUCCAAGGAGCCCUGUCAGGGGGACAAGUCCAUCUUCUGUCAAAUGGAGGUCCUGGCCCGCUACUGCUCCAUCCCAGGCUACAGGAAGCUAUGCUGCGAAUCCUGCGAUAGGAAGGAUUGGGCCGCCCCCAGUCAGUCUCCUGGGCUGGACCCAGAAGGCAGCCCCCUACCCAGCCCUGUUCCACCCCUGCUCUCCUCCCCGGCCUCCCAGAGGCCCCAGCCUGGUUCCAGUUCCAAGACGGACUCUUCCCAGGCCACUUUGGGCCCUCUGGCCGGAACGGAUGGCUCAGCUGCCUGCUGGGCCCAGCCGGGGCACCCUGCCACCCGCUCCCCAAACCCUGGGGGCUCUGGAGACUCCACCGCUGAGCCCCAGGGACCCCGGCAGCCAAGGGCCAGCCCCUUAGUCCUACCUCGGAGCCCCUCACCCCCAGGAACCCUGAGUCAGCACAGGUCAGCGCCUGCCCUCUCCGAGGCAGCAAGGCAAAAGAGCACUGAGCCUGGAACGACAGAGCCACUGGGCACCAGACUCCGGACCACCUCGCCCAUGGGGACGUGACACCUCCUUCUGACAGUCUCUUUCUUCGACCUAUGGGCGGGGGGCUCAGCUGCCUGCAAAGGGGCCAACCAUGGGACCACAGGACCACAAGAGGAGGAAGAGCAGAGGAAACAGAGGCUCCAAUUCUCAAGAUUUGAUUAUUAUUUUUUUGGACUGCGGCUCCUUAGGGACUCAUGAGGGACAAACAAGGAGACAGGUAGAAAGCAAGGCAGGGGCAGGAGGAAAAUGGUCAGAGGAGCAUCAGCAAGAAGAAGGGGGCCUCAAGUCAGUUCUGUCUCUGGUGACCAGCUAUACCUCAGGGGCCCCAUGCUAGCACCAGGUUGGCAGGACAUGCCUGGCCUAGUGGGCUCUGACCAGGGCAUUCUUCAGUCAAAUCGGGAACAGAUUCCCCACCAA